Elephantulus edwardii (Cape elephant shrew) is the source of this 910-nucleotide messenger RNA. It is a transcript of the gene FHL2, whose product is annotated as four and a half LIM domains 2. NCBI's taxonomy places the organism in Eukaryota, Metazoa, Chordata, Mammalia, Macroscelidea, Macroscelididae. The record is from RefSeq and is a predicted model, not a curated record. Gene Ontology annotation, cellular component: nucleus; Z disc. Gene Ontology annotation, biological process: negative regulation of transcription by RNA polymerase II; negative regulation of calcineurin-NFAT signaling cascade. The coding region runs from base 45 to 884 and encodes 279 amino acids. The transcript is spliced from 7 exons. Gene Ontology annotation, molecular function: transcription factor binding; transcription coregulator activity.
GCUGGCAUAUACACUUUGGGGUUGUUGGAGAACUAGGUGUCAAGAUGACUGAGCGCUUUGACUGCGACCAUUGUAAUGAAUCUCUCUUUGGCAAGAAGUACAUUUUAAAGGAGGAGAACCCCUACUGUGUGAAGUGCUUUGAGACCCUCUUUGCCAACAACUGCGAGGAGUGCAAAAAGCCUAUUGGCUGUGACUGCAAGGACUUGUCUUACAAGGACCGGCACUGGCAUGAGACCUGUUUCCACUGCUCACAAUGCAAGAACUCGCUGGUGGACAAGCCCUUUGCCGCCAAGGAGGACCAGCUGCUCUGUACAGAGUGCUACUCCAAUGAGUACUCUUCCAAGUGCCAUGAGUGCAAGAAGAACAUCAUGCCAGGUACUCGCAAGAUGGAGUAUAAGGGCAGCAGCUGGCAUGAGACCUGCUUCAUCUGCCACCGCUGCCAACAGCCAAUCGGAACCAAGAGUUUCAUCCCUAAAGACAACCAGAAUUUCUGUGUGCCCUGCUAUGAGAAACAAUAUGCCAUGCAGUGUGUUCAGUGCAAAAAGCCCAUCACCACUGGAGGAGUCACCUAUCGGGAGCAGCCCUGGCACAAGGAGUGCUUUGUGUGCACCGCCUGCAAGAAGCAGCUGUCGGGGCAGCGUUUCACGUCUCGGGAUGAGUUUGCCUACUGCCUGAAUUGCUUCUGUGACUUAUAUGCCAAGAAGUGUGCUGGGUGUACCAACCCAAUUAGUGGAAUCGGAGGCACAAAGUACAUCUCCUUUGAAGAACGGCAGUGGCACAAUGACUGCUUUAACUGCAAGAAGUGCUCCCUGUCAUUGGUGGGGCGAGGUUUCCUCACAGAGAGGGACGAUAUCCUGUGCCCUGACUGUGGAAAAGAUAUCUGAAGGAGAGAUGGAGAAGUUACUGCUUG